AUGCGUGCUCGUUAGUGAGCAAGUAUAUCUUUACGUGGAGAAUAACGUGUGAUAGUGCUGAGGAAUAGAAAAGAAAGUGUUGGUUCACCACUCAGGCAACAUGACUACAUGGAUCGGGUCGGCAGUGCUGGGGGCGCUCAGAGCCGUGUCCGUCGAGCCCGUGAUGCUGGUGGACGGGGCGUGCAAUCAGGCGAUGCUUCUCUUCAUUGAGAACGUUCAGAUGAACAAAAUUUGUUCUAUCAACCUUGGCCUCCCUGAUCAGGUGUGCAACAACUUGUCUGAACAUCCCGAGGAAGACGUUCUAGUUCAGAGAGAGUUCAGCGUGUUCGCCUUCUACAACAGCAUCAUCAUGUCUAUCAUUCCCCUCAUCUUCGUGCUCUUUAUGGGAGCUUGGAGUGAUAAAUACGGAAGGAAGAUCCCUUUGUUGAUGACGCUGAUCGGCCAUGUUAUGUACGCCGGGGGAUACCUUUUGAGCAACUGGCAGACGUCUUGGCCGGUUGAGGUCAUCUACUUUGUGACUGUCCUGGAGGCUUUGGGGGGCGGCAACGUGGGCCUCUUGUCCACUGUGACAAGCUAUAUCAGUGACAUUUGCCCUGAGAAAACUCGCACUUCUCGCGUCAGCACAGCCAACUCUCUGUGGUACCUCGGGGGUCAG
Penaeus vannamei (Pacific white shrimp) is the source of this 655-nucleotide messenger RNA. Lineage: Eukaryota; Metazoa; Arthropoda; Malacostraca; Decapoda; Penaeidae. The record is from RefSeq and is a predicted model, not a curated record.